Molecule: messenger RNA, 1911 nt
Organism: Brenthis ino (lesser marbled fritillary)
Lineage: Eukaryota; Metazoa; Arthropoda; Insecta; Lepidoptera; Nymphalidae
Source: the annotation of a GenBank genome assembly
AUGGAUAAGUUGAAAUGGAAUAAAGUGGAAAACGAAGCGGGAUAUCCGUGUUAUACUAUUGAAUCAACCGGUGAACAAAGUUAUGACCAUCCAAAAUUUUGCAAAAUUUUAAAUACUUUGGGUGAAUACGACGACAUAAGAUACAGUGCAUAUAGAAUUGCAUUCAAAGUAUUUGCAUUACAAAGAAGUCUUCAAGUGCCACCUUUACGUAUAAGUUCAGGUGUAUUUGCUCGACAUCAGCUCAGUUUAUCUGAAAGCAGCUUAUCUCUUGAUACAGCAGAACUAGAAGCAGUUUUAGCGGACAUAUAUUUUGCUGCAGAGAAAGAAGGCCUAUUCUCUGGCGAUGUGGACUUGGCGGUUGACCUUUUAAUAAAUUUGUUGCUAAAUGUGUAUGAUAAAGAAAGGAAAAGUCCUAUAAGAGUGCUUGCAGCUAAAACUCUCUUAAUAUUGUUAAGUGAAGAGUCUAUAUCGGAAAAAUGGUUGGCCCUUGCAAAUUGCAGUGCCGACCACAAUGGAUGUGUGUCUCCUAAGAGAUUAGCAGCAUUAUUAGUACAUGUAACUGCUUUACCUAAGUACCUUGGAUGCCAGUGCGAUUACAUACAGAGUGAUGUAGACUCCUGUUUUGAAAAAAGUGCAGGUAUGCUUGGAAUAAGUGCGCAAGCUGUAGCAGAAUGGGGUGCACAACAAUGUGCGAGUACUCGCUGGCUCACUGUGGUGCAAAGAGUUAUAUCCAGUAGGAAUUGUUCCAGUGCAAGUGCUACUUGUGUGAUUUGUUCACAACCACUUAUACAGGUGCUGAAGUUUAGGUGCUCAAAGUGCAAUAACACAUUCUUCUGUGAAAAGUGUUAUCUAUAUGACAAAGAUUUAUCUAAUGCACCUGGUCAUAAGAAAACUCAUUUAGUUCAAGAAAUAAUUGAUGGAGAGGUAAAACCAACUGAGUGUCUGAGCUUUAUCAAUGGUAUGAAACGUUUUUUCUUCUGCACAAAAACAAAAAAGAAAAAAACUAACAAAAAGAAUCGCAAAAGCAAUAAAAAUUUAGCAAACCAAGGUUCUAUUAAAAGGAAAAAUGAGAAACCAGCUAUAUUCACCUCUACUGUAGGCAAGGCUUGUGGCAAUAAAGCAAACCCAGCUGUAACACUGCAAGAUGUUAUAAAUCAGUUGGAAAAUGAGAAUAAAGUUAUCAAAGAGUUGACAGAACAAAUAGAGGCUGUAGCUAAAAGUGGCAGUGACGAAUUAAAAACAAAAGUAGACCAACAUUAUAAACAAUUGUCUACACAAAUAAAUAGACUAAAAAUGUUAAAGGAUAACUUACUCAACCCACAAAAUCUACAAGUUGAUCCAAAUACAAAUGCAAAUGACAGACCUCAAGCAUUCGAUCUCUUCAGUCCCAUACCAAUAGUUGAUGAGAAACAAUCAAAAAUUACUGAAAAUGUUAACCAGCCAAGGGUUUUAAGUAUGGAUUCUGGAAACUUUUCUGUAGCCUCAAAACCGGAGAGUCAGAAUUUACUAACAAUGUCUGGUGACGCAUUGAAACCUGUAGUGGUUCAUGCCACUUCUGACAGUAUAUCUUCUGUGUCCAUGAAUGAUAUGAGUAAUUGGUAUAAUGAAACAGAAACAACCAGAGCACAAACAACCAUAACCACACAGAGUCUCAGUGCAACCGAGCAGCGCUACGCGGCGGACCUGCACAGCGUGGCGGCCAGCAACCACAAGAUGCGUGCCCUCAACGCCGACCUCGACACCGUGCUCGACCGCCUUCAGCAAAUACUAACACAUAACUUUGCUAUGGACGAUUCCUGUUUCGAUAACACUCAACUACGUGAAACAGCUAAUGAAAUGGAGGGAUUGUUAGGAACGUUAAUAAGAGGCGUAGAACAACGUGCUACGUUAAAUGCUUCUAAGGGACUCGUC